Messenger RNA from Aspergillus niger, 894 nucleotides. RefSeq lists its product as uncharacterized. Lineage: Eukaryota; Fungi; Ascomycota; Eurotiomycetes; Eurotiales; Aspergillaceae. The transcript is spliced from 2 exons. The coding region runs from base 1 to 894 and encodes 297 amino acids. The record is from RefSeq and is a predicted model, not a curated record.
AUGCCCGGCCUAACCCCCUCCCAACUCGCCACCUUCAACUCAACCGGCUACCUCAUCAUCCCAGACUACCUAACACCCUCAGAAAUAACCUCCUGCCUGACCGAGACCAACAACCUCCUAACCACCUUCCCCCUCGACACCCACCCGCUCACCCAAUUCACCACCGGCGACUCCUCCCCCACAGACAAACAUGUCGGCGACACCUACUUCCUGGAAUCCGGCGACAAAGUGCGCUUCUUCUUCGAGCCGUCCGCCAUCGACUCCACCACCUCCCGCCUCCUCAAACCCAAGCACGAGGCCGUGAACAAAAUCGGGCACAGCUUGCACACCCUCUCCGAGCCAUUCAAAUCGAUCACUCUCUCUGAAAGAAAUGCCGAGAUAGCCAAGUCGUUGGGCUUCAAGGAUCCAAGGGUCUUGCAAAGCAUGGUGAUUUGCAAGCAACCCGGGAUCGGGGGCGCCGUGCCCCCUCAUCGCGACAGCGAGUUCUUGUAUACGGAUCCGCCGAGUGCCGUGGGGUGGUGGAUUGCGUUGCAGGAUGCCGGGAAGGGGAAUGCGAGUUUGGGGAUGGUCAAGGGGAGUCAUAAGCGGGGGGAGGGCAUUGGGAGGAGGUUUGUUAGGGUUUAUGAUGAUAAGGGGGAGGUGGAUGGGACGGGGUUUGAGGGUGGCGAGGGUGAUGAUGGGGAGGAGGAGGUGGAGGUGGUGGAUGUUAAGGCGGGUUCGUUGGUGUUGAUUCAUGGCAAUGUCUUGCAUAAGAGUGAGAGGAAUACCGGGGAUAAGAGUCGGUUUGCGUAUACGUUUCAUGUUAUUGAGGGGGCGGAGGGGUGGAGGUAUGAUGAGAGGAAUUGGUUGCAGCCGACUGGGGAGGGAUUUUCUAGGUUGUAUGCUGAUAAUUGA